Symbiodinium sp. CCMP2592 is the source of this 2034-nucleotide messenger RNA. NCBI's taxonomy places the organism in Eukaryota, Dinophyceae, Suessiales, Symbiodiniaceae. The record is from the annotation of a GenBank genome assembly.
AUGCCGCAGCAUCACCCGACACCCGGUGAGCUGCAGCCGACCCCGGACCAUGAGCUGAUAACCGCGCACACCACCUACAAGAAGGCACCCAAGUGGUCCUUCCCGGGGAGGUUGUCAGGAGUCAAGCCAUCAGGCACCGAGGUCGGUCAUUACUCCUCCGACGACCCACAUCGUGACAUCAAUGGCCGCUACAAACGCGACCCUUCCUGGAGCAUGCGCUCUCCGAAGGACAACAGGAAUUCCAGGAAGACCUCCAAGGAUGAGGAUAAGACUGAGUCAGCUUCGGCAGAAGAUGCAGCAAGAGUCAUCCAAAGUUGCUGGAGAAAGACCGCAGGUUCCACAAGGAAGACAGAUGGCCCAAGUCCGAGAGCAUCUCGGGACUCGGACAGGCCGUUUUACACCCACACCCUGGGUCUUACAUAUGUAUCAUCGACGCAGAGGAGGAUGGAGGAGGAGGGUAAAACGACUGCAGAGAAGAUCUUCGUGACGCUGAGUGAUCCUGGUAGCUCUUCCGCUGCCCAGAUCGUGUCAAUUGUGAUCGUCGCUUUCACGGUGGCUUCCAUUUGCGGCUUUGUGCUGGAAACGGACCGGCUCUUUUACGAGAUGAAUCCGGAGCUGUGGCCGCUUGUAGAGGUGAUAUGCACGGUCGUCUUCACUGUGGAGUAUCUAACGCUGGCACUCACCUGUCGCUUUGCGGGUGUUCCAGUAGUGAGCUUCAUCCUGGCACCUAGCAGCGUUGCAGAUCUCGUGGCUCUACUCCCUUUCUAUGUAGAGGUCGUUCUGCGAAAUGCUGGGUUCACCAAUACCGCCGUGCUUAAGUCCUUCAAGGUGGUCCGACUAAUUCGAGUUCUUCGUGUUUUCAAACUAGGCCGCUACGCCGCCGGCUUGCAGAUAAUGUGGAAGGCCGUGGUGGACUCAAGACAGGCGAUCUCUGUCUUGUUUUUUCUCUUAGGAAUUGGCGUCGUGAUGUUUUCCAGCACUAUUUUCUAUUUGGAGAGGCUCAGCUGUCCUCUUCGCGAUGAGUUUAAUGCUACGGAGCUGAUCGUGUACCUAGCGGAGUGCAAUGACACUUACAAUCGCGGUGUAUCCCCAUCUCAUGGCCUGUGCUGCUCAGAGGACAAUUCGCCCUUGGACUUCCCCAGCAUCGUCAACGCAUGUUGGUGGGCGGUUGUCACGUUGACCUCGCUAGGCUAUGGUGACCUGUAUCCGAAGACGGUACAGGGCAAAUGCGUAGGAAUGAUGGCGAUGAUAGCAGGGUUGCUGCUCAUCGCACUCCCCAUUGCCAUCAUCAGCCAGAAAUUCCAGGACAUUUAUGAGGCCAACGACAAGGAAGAUGCAAAGAAUCGUGCGGCUCAGAGGAUGAAAGGCGCCCCGCAUGAGACCUGGACGCUUAUCCCUGGAUCAGAUGUAGUACGAAGACUGAAGGCCCUGCCCAUCAAGGAUGACCAAGCCCGAGCUGCAACGCAGCAGAUGGUGAAGUGUCUGGAGGAGAUGUGGGAGCGACGAGAAGCUCUGGGACGAGAGCGGAAGUAUGCGCUCUCACAGACGAACCGCUUUCACAAGGCCUUCGACAAGUUGCUGGUGGCCAUGAUGUCUGAAAACUCGCGGAGAAGUGGAUCCUGGAUGGGUCCGUGGGGCCUGGACCGGCAGCUUAUGUACCCAACCAUGGAGCCGGCGGCCAAGGGGCCCUGGGAGGAUCUGGAGCUUGCAGGUCGUUCAGAGGGGCUCGCCGGCCUACUCGACGGCUGGUCGGGGCAAGGACAAAUCGCGUUCGAUGGGACCUGGCCCCGGUCACUAUGGCCCUCCGCGAAGCACAUUGAGGGGCAAAGUCGGAAGGCCAAAGGGUGGGGCGAUUCUCCGAAUUUGCGACCCAAGAGCGCUCCGUUUGACGACGGCAACGGCCGAAGUCCAGGUCCCAACUACAUGCCUGGAGAGGGACCUCAUGGACCGCGCUACAGCAUGGGAGCUCGACGGGAGGCUGCCAAGCUCAUGCUGGGCAGAUUGCCAGGACCAAGGACUCAGUUUGGCUACUGA